Emiliania huxleyi CCMP1516 is the source of this 702-nucleotide messenger RNA. RefSeq lists its product as hypothetical. The coding region runs from base 1 to 702 and encodes 233 amino acids. Gene Ontology annotation, molecular function: procollagen-proline 4-dioxygenase activity. The record is from RefSeq and is a predicted model, not a curated record. Gene Ontology annotation, cellular component: endoplasmic reticulum. Gene Ontology annotation, biological process: peptidyl-proline hydroxylation to 4-hydroxy-L-proline. Lineage: Eukaryota; Haptophyta; Isochrysidales; Noelaerhabdaceae. The transcript is spliced from 5 exons.
AUGCGAGGAGGCGGUGGGCGGCCGGCCUCAGAGUGCGCCGACAGCGACAAGCGGUGUGCGGAGUGGGCAGGCGUGGGCGAGUGCGACAAGAACCCGGGCUUUAUGCGCUCGCAGUGCCAGCAUUCGUGUGGCUCGUGCGGCUGGGUCAACCCGCACUGCGCCGGCCACGUCGCCGCCGCAAAGCAGACGGGCGGCAUCGACGCGAUGUUCGAGGCGGCGGCAAAGCGGCCAGAGCUGCGCGCGACAGUGCACUCGCGGCCACCGCACGGCCCGUGGGCGUGGUGUCAGCCGGGACUGAGCGACGCGUGCUACCGCCACCCGCUCAUACGGCGCGUGCACGAGCGCGUGGUCAACGUGACGGGCGUGCCGGCGGAGAACGCCGAGUUCUACCAGAACGCCGCCGCCAACUCGCUCAUGGGCGUGCGUCUCUUCACCUUCUUCAUCUACCUGCGCGCGCCUGAGGGCGGCGGCGGCACACGCUUCCCCAAGCUGAACAUCACCAUCGAGCCCGCUCUGCUCUGGCCAAACGUCAAGAACGGCGACCUCGGCGCCUCCGACAUGCGCACAGACCACGAGGCACUGCCGCCGCUCGCGGGCCUCAAGUACGCCGCAAACUUGUGGCUGCACCAGUUCGACUUUCGCGGCCCUAACACGCACGGCUGCGACUUGCGCGAGCUCUCCGUGGCCGGGUGGCGCGUAUGA